Saprolegnia diclina VS20 is the source of this 1914-nucleotide messenger RNA. RefSeq names its product CAMK/CAMKL protein kinase. Gene Ontology annotation, molecular function: protein kinase activity; ATP binding. Lineage: Eukaryota; Oomycota; Saprolegniomycetes; Saprolegniales; Saprolegniaceae. The coding region runs from base 1 to 1914 and encodes 637 amino acids. The record is from RefSeq and is a predicted model, not a curated record. Gene Ontology annotation, biological process: intracellular signal transduction; protein phosphorylation. The transcript is spliced from 10 exons.
AUGGGCGACUUUGACGACGACUUCAACGAGCACGACGUCCAGGGCCGGCCCAUCAAGGCCUACAAGAACGGGUGCUUUGAAAACCCCAAGACGCUCUUUGUGCAGCCGCAUUGGACCUGGGACGACUUUCUCUGCUCGUGCUCGCAGCGCCUCGAGAUGGUGCCAAUGGCAUCACGCGUCUUCAACUCGGACGGCGUCGAGGUCGACGACCUCAUGUGCAUCGAGGAAGGCGACAUGCUCUUCUUCUCGACGGGCGCGCCGUUCCAGAUUCCGGGCCAAAGCGAAGCCGAGGCCAGCAGCGUCGACAACAUUGGCAGCGGCGGCGUUGUCGGCGGGUACCGCGUCACGACGCUUCUCGGCCGCGGCGGCUUUGGCGAAGUCCGACUCGGCGUCCACCAGCUCACCAACGAAAAAGUCGCGCUCAAGUUUAUCCUCAAGAGCGAAAUGGGGUCGCUCGGCGACGUCGAGCGCACGACGACCGAGAUCCAGUGCCUCACGGCGCUCAACCACCCGAGCAUCAUCAAGCUCAUCCGCGUAUUUAAUGAGCCCAACCACGUCGUGCUCGUCUUUGAGCUCCUCGAAGGCGGCGAUUUGUACCACCACCUCGUGCACCUCCCGAGCGGCGGCCUCGUCGAGGAAGAGGGCGCGCUUGUGUUUUCUCAGAUCUUAUCGGGCGUCGGGUAUGCCCACAACCAACACAUUUGCCAUCGCGACCUCAAGCUCGAGAACAUUUUGCUACAAAACAAAAGCGACCUCAACAGCGUCAAGAUUGCCGACUUUGGCCUGAGUGACUUUUAUCGACCUGGUGCCAUGGCCAAGACAACGUGCGGCUCCAUCUCGUACCUCCCGCCCGAAGUGUUUCGUGGCACGUCCAACGCAGGACCGCCGCUGGACGUGUGGAGUCUUGGCGUCAUCUUGUUUGCAAUCGUGUGCGGCCGCCUCCCGUUCGAAGGCACGGACCUCAAGGGCACCAACCGACCGCGCGAAAACGUCAUCCGCAACCGCAUCAUGCGCGCCCAGUACAAGCUUGACGAGACCCUCAGUCCGGAAGUGACGGAUUUGAUCACGCGCAUGCUGCAGCCCGACCCGGUUGAGCGGGCGACGAUCCCCGAGAUUUUCUCGCAUCCGUGGCUGCGCGGGAAGGCGAGCUACUCGAGCAUGGAGAGUCUCAUGGCGGCGUCGCCUUCCAAAGACGGCGACGACGACGACGACGCCGAGGCCUUUACGCUGCAGAUCGCUAAGCACACGACCGACGCGUCAUCGUUUUCAAUACCUCUGCCCCCAACAGCAGCAUCCUCAUCAUCAUCCACGACAACGACGACAGCAACCGCGGAUGAGAAUAGCGUCGACGAGAGCAACAAGCUACCGAAAGCCGCGCUGCGCACAACAUCGAACCCACUCGUCCCGACGCUGAGCGGCCUGAGCACGCCGCCGUCAUCGACACUCGUCAUGACGACACACCACGGUGGAUCGGGCCACCCCCGGGUCGGGCGCACGCUGCGCACAGGCGACGCCAAGCCACCGCACCACACGCGGUCGCCGCGGCCGGCGUCGACGACGCCCGUGACGAUCCCGGCGCUCAACACGAACGCAUUGGUGAUGCCCAAGGUGACGCCCGCAGAAAAAGCUAUCAACUGCUUGACGCCAACGCACUCGGCGAAGCGCAUGCCGGCGACACACACCUCGCUCUCCGUGUGUCCCAAGUCCCCGAAACCAACGACAUUGACGCCGACGACCGACAAGGGCGGGCGGGCGCGCCGGGACGAACGGCCGCCGCCCAUCCAUCCGAUGGACGAUCGCGCGGGCACGGCAGCCAAGGCCAAGCGACGAAGCAUAGAGCACAGCUCGUCCGAGCCCCAUGGCAAGGCGAUCGUAGACAGUGUAGCAGCGACGACGCUCGAGCCGAUCGGCUAG